This is a messenger RNA of Hippocampus zosterae (dwarf seahorse), 1566 nucleotides long. It is a transcript of the gene snf8, whose product is annotated as SNF8 subunit of ESCRT-II. The coding region runs from base 307 to 1083 and encodes 258 amino acids. The transcript has 8 exons. Lineage: Eukaryota; Metazoa; Chordata; Actinopteri; Syngnathiformes; Syngnathidae. Gene Ontology annotation, cellular component: ESCRT II complex. Gene Ontology annotation, biological process: protein transport to vacuole involved in ubiquitin-dependent protein catabolic process via the multivesicular body sorting pathway. The record is from RefSeq and is a predicted model, not a curated record.
AAACCCAUCAAAGAGUCAAAAUGGAAAUGCUUGCACGGAAGUAACUCUCACCUCUGCCAUUCGAAGCAUUCUUUUCCCUAAAAAAAUGUUUUUUUUCAUCGCGCUUUAACUUAAAAUACAUCAAUAAGUUGCGAAAUGUAACGGUUUUAAAUGGUUCAAUACCUUGAUGAGAAGUGAGAAAAGUGCUCGUAUUUGUUUUAGCUUUCUUCACAUCGAAAGCUGCCAUUGUUUUGGACAUUAACGUAGUAUUUUAUAAUUUCUUGAUAUUACGUUAUUGAUAUUUCUUGAUUUCUUAUUAAAGUCAAAAUGCACCGGAGAGGCGUCGGGGCUGGCGCCAUCGCCAAAAAGAAGCUAGCCGAGGCCAAAUAUAAAGAGAGAGGAACUGUUCUUGCAGAGGAUCAAAUAGUUCAGAUGUCCAAGCAGCUGGACAUGUUCAAGUCCCACCUGGAAGAGUUUGCCAGCAAGCAUAAACAGGAAAUCCGCAAGAGUUCCCAGUUCCGGGUCCAGUUUCAGGAGAUGUGUGCCACUAUUGGAGUUGAUCCGCUUGCCUCCGGCAAAGGUUUCUGGUCAGAGAUGCUUGGCGUGGGCGACUUCUACUAUGAGCUCGGCGUGCAGAUUAUUGAGGUUUGCUUGGCCCUCAAGCACAGAAAUGGAGGACUCAUCACUUUGGAUGAACUCCAUCAUAGGGUGCUUAAGGGACGCGGUAAAUACGCUCAAGAUGUCAGCCAGGAUGACUUGGUUCGAGCCAUCAAAAAACUUAAAGUCAUGGGCAAUGGCUUCGGGAUGAUUCCGGUGGGUGGCUCCUACUUGGUACAGUCCGUCCCAGCGGAGCUCAACAUGGACCACACAGUGGUUCUGCAGCUGGCCGAAAAGAAGGGCUACGUGACGGUGAGUGAGAUCAAGGACAAUCUCAAGUGGGAGAAUGAGCGAGCGAGUCACGUCCUGGACCACCUGCUAAAGGAGGGCCUUGCCUGGCUGGACUCUCAGGCAAGUGGCGAGCCGGAGUACUGGCUGCCCGCGCUCUUCUCCGAGCUCACCUCGCGUGAUGUCACGCCCGAGGAGGCCAAUCAGAUGAGCCCCUGACCAAAUUGUGGAUGGGUAUUUAUUAGCCCGUACUGUCACAGUGCAAGGGGGUGGAGGGGUGUUUAGGGCACGUGUGUAUGUACAAAUUAUGUCACUACCCCUAAAAUCAGUCACACCUUCAAUUGGUGAAAAUUCACAAUAUUCUCAGCUACUUCUUACUCUUUCUUACACUGCUUCUCUUUAAGAUUAAGAAAACCUUUAUUAGUCUCGCAAUGGAGAAAUUCCAGAUUCACAGCAGCAAAGUUAUGAAAGGAAGAAGUAGAACAACAAAAAAAUAGGAGCUGCUGGAAAGGCAGCCACUCUCGCGGCGCCAUUUUGAAGCUUCUAUUAGCUCUCAGUACUGCCCAGCCAAAUCUGCGAUAUAGCGGGGAAGCACUGUCAUGUCUUCAGAUUAACGUCAAUGCGAUCAAGAAUGGUUGAGCCUUUUGUUUUUAUGGCCGCACUUUAUUGUCUAAAAAUCAUCUCAUGAAUAAAAAUAAAUUU